CAGUCGCUGACUAACUAUUUUUAUCCCUGCUGAACAAGUAAUUAUAACGACCUAAUGUUAACCAUACAGUUACAACGAGCAUUCCACCGGAUAAAUCCAGGUGCAGUAAACUUGGCUAGAAGCUUCUCACGCUCGAGACCCCAGAUGUUGGCCACUACAACCUUAACUCCUCUUGAGCAAACACAUGUUUCCACAGAUAUUUCACCUCCGGAAGGAUCAGGAAUAACCCUUAAGAAUGCGAAUAGGGAUGACUCUGAAUUCGGUACUCGUCCAAUCUACUUAGAUUUCCAAGCUACGACCCCAACUGACCCAAGAGUAUUGGAUAAAAUGUUGGAAUUCUACACCGGUUUAUAUGGGAACCCCCACUCAUCUACUCACUCUUACGGCUGGGAAACCGAUAAAGCAGUAGAAAAGGCCAGAGAGCACGUGGCAGCCGUGAUUGGUGCUGACCCCAAGGAAAUCAUAUUCACUUCUGGUGCUACUGAGUCGAAUAACAUGGUUAUUAAGGGUAUAUCCAGAUUCUACAAAAAGACCAAGAAACAUAUCAUCACCACCCAAACUGAACAUAAGUGUGUUUUGGACAGUGCCCGUCAUAUGAAAGAUGAAGGCUUUGAUGUCACUUACUUGCCUGUGACACCUGAAGGUUUAAUCAAUUUGGAUGACUUGAAGAAUGCCAUUCGUAAGGACACGGCUUUAGUCUCGAUUAUGGCUGUCAACAACGAAAUUGGUGUUAUUCAACCAAUCAAAGAAAUUGGUCAAAUCUGCAGACAAAACAAGAUUUUCUUCCAUACUGAUGCUGCUCAAGCUUAUGGUAAAAUUCCAAUAGAUGUCAACGAAAUGAACAUCGACUUGAUGUCGAUCUCUUCUCAUAAAAUCUAUGGACCAAAGGGUGUUGGUGCGUGUUAUGUGAGAAGAAGACCAAGAGUGAGAAUUGACCCUAUUAUUUCUGGUGGCGGUCAAGAAAGAGGCUUAAGAUCAGGUACCUUGGCUCCUCCCUUAAUUGCAGGUUUUGGAGAGGCAGCCAGAUUGAUGGUUCAAGAACUGGCAUAUGACAGAAAGCAUAUCGACAAGUUAUCUAACAAGCUUAAAAGUGCCUUGUUGUCAAUUCCAGAUGUCUACUUUAAUGGACCUGCCGAUGUUUCUAAACAUUAUCCAGGCUGUGUUAACUGCUCAUUUGGUUACAUCGAAGGAGAGUCUUUGUUGAUGGCUUUGAAGGACAUCGCUUUAAGUUCUGGUUCUGCUUGUACAUCUGCUUCUUUGGAACCUUCUUAUGUUUUACAUGCUUUAGGUGCUGAUGACACCUUGGCUCACUCCUCUAUCAGAUUUGGUAUCGGAAGAUUUACUACUGAAGAUGAAAUUGACUACGUUAUUGAAGCAAUUAACCAAAGAGUUGACUUCUUGAGAAAGUUGUCUCCAUUAUGGGAAAUGGUUCAAGAAGGUAUAGAUUUGAACACUAUCGAGUGGAGUGGACAUUGAUUUACGUAACUAAUUUGUGCUAAGUCCGGUACCGAAAUGAAGAGAAUCUUGAUGGACGCUGCAGACUCUCUCCCAGUAUAUACAUAUAUAUAGGCUAUCUUAUGAUCUCCCUUUGUGGUCAAUAAAUCAUGAC
Yamadazyma tenuis ATCC 10573 is the source of this 1609-nucleotide messenger RNA. It is a transcript of the gene SPL1, whose product is annotated as Spl1p. Gene Ontology annotation, cellular component: cytosol; mitochondrion; nucleus. Gene Ontology annotation, molecular function: cysteine desulfurase activity; pyridoxal phosphate binding. The record is from RefSeq and is a predicted model, not a curated record. Gene Ontology annotation, biological process: [2Fe-2S] cluster assembly. Lineage: Eukaryota; Fungi; Ascomycota; Pichiomycetes; Serinales; Debaryomycetaceae.